AUGGCCAGCAUUCCAGGAAUCGAUCUCAGUGAACUCCAGCCAACCCCGCGGUAUCUCUUUCGUCAACCGGUUGCGCUGCAGUGGUUUGAAAAUGGGAAACUCAUAAAACGGCAUGAAGAGGAGCGACAGGCAGCUCCACUCUCAGGACGCUUUGAACUCUUCCUGGACCUUCUUUAUGUCGCGAUUUUGGCAAACUUCGCCGAGACUCUUGCUGAGGACAUUUCGGGAGCAAAAUUAGUCAAGUAUAUUCUUAUACUCGCGCCUACUUGGCAUGUUUGGGCCGAUCUCCGGGAAUUGAUGAACUCAUUCUAUAAUGACGACCUACUACAGCGCGCACUUAUUCUAUGGAUAAUGGCAGUUCUUGUUAUGUACGGGAACAAUGCAUCCCUCGUGGAUGAGGAUAUCAGCGCUAUGCGAGCCACCGUCGGCUCAUACAUGGUUGCACGCAUCUCAUGCAGCGCAGCACACCUACUAUACUCCUUUGCCAGCUAUCACCACAGAAAGCAACAGAGGCUGUGGGUUUCGCUUACAUUGAUUUCGAUGCUUAUAUAUAUCCCGCUAUACUUCGAGUCCGUACCCCUGCGCGGCAAAAUCGCCGCGGCUGCCGUUGGCGUUGUCUUCGAGGAGUGCAGUUGGGUCUUCUGUUAUUCGCCGGCAGCUAAGAAGAUGCUGAAAGCCAAGUAUACAACUGCCGUUGAUAUCGCGCAUGAAGUCGAUCGAUACGCCGCAUUUUAUAUCAUUGUUCUUGGCGAGUAUUUGUAUCAGAUCGUUGUCGGCUCACCUGCAGCGGUUGGUUUCAAUCUCAGCUUGCUCCAUGCAGUCUGGGUUUUAAUCAUCGCCUUCUGUCUGAACUGGAUAUACGCUCAUAACGACGGCGCAUUGCAGAGCACUCAUCCUUUCCGCUAUUCUGUGUACACAGCGUUCGGGUGGGCUAUCCUUCAUUUGCCUCUUGUUGCCAGCCUGCUCGCAAGCGGACAUGUUGCAGCUGCAAGCGCAGCAGAGGACAGGUUUCGUGAUCCUGAGCGUUGGCUACUUUGUGGUAGCCUCGGAACUGGGAUAUAUUGUCUCUAUGGCUUAGCAUUGUUAUACGAGGAUAGAGAUGCGCCGGGAACGUUGAUGUUGUCUAAGAGAAUGACCUCUGACGAUUCGAACGUGCCUGUGUUCAGGGAUGAGUCAUCUGAUCCUGCAAGGGCAUAG
Messenger RNA from Aspergillus pseudonomiae, 1197 nucleotides. RefSeq names its product bacterial low temperature requirement A protein-domain-containing protein. The coding region runs from base 1 to 1197 and encodes 398 amino acids. Lineage: Eukaryota; Fungi; Ascomycota; Eurotiomycetes; Eurotiales; Aspergillaceae. The record is from RefSeq and is a predicted model, not a curated record. The transcript has 4 exons.